AUGACUCAGAUCGCUCCCAUAGUUAAAAACGUAAUACACACAGGACAAAAAUACAUUCCUAUAGCAAAUGGUAGCAAGGUCCAUUUCCAUUUCCAAACAUGGCAACUUGGAAAGGAGAGAGUUCUUUUGGACGAUAGUAGAAAGAUAGGAAAGAAAGAGCCUAUGGUUUUAGUCAUAGGGCAUAAGUUUAAACUGGAGGUAUGGGAAACAAUAGUCAAGAUGAUGGCAGUUGGAGAAGUAGCUAGUUUUGUUGUGAAAAAAGAGCUAGUCUUCAGUUACCCAUUUGUAUCAAAAACAUUGCGGGAGCUAGGACAAGAUCAACAUAAAAUAAAACAUUCAUGUACCAUGACCCUGCAGACUGAAGGCCUAGGCCAUCCCGAUUUAGAUCACUUGAUGAAAAACCCAUGUGAUUUGGAAUUCAUCAUAGAAAUCCUCAAAGUAGAGAGAUCUGAUGAGUAUGAAAGAGAAAUGUGGCAGCUGAGCACUGAGGAACGCACAGAAAUGAUCCCAUCACUCAGAGAGAAAGGUAACAAGCUGUAUAUGCAAAAGAAGUUUGAAGAAGCUGAAGAAGCAUAUGGUCAAGCUUUAGGCAUUUGUGAACAGCUCAUGCUUAGGGAAAGAAAAGGUGAUGAAGAAUGGGAAACUCUUAACAAAAUUAAGCUUCCUAUAUUAUUAAAUUAUGCUCAGUGUAAACUCAUCAAAGGAGAAUAUUAUCCUGUCAUAGAACACUGCAGCACUGUCUUGGAGUAUGAUAGAGAUAAUGAGAAAGCUUUAUACAGAAGGGCCAAAGCACACAUAGGCGCUUGGAAUCCAGAUAUGGCACAAGAAGAUUUUAUUAGAUUGAAGUCGAUAAAUCCGUCCAUGGGAAAGAUAGUAGACAAAGAAUUAGACAAUAUCAAAAAACUUAGAAAAGAUAAAGAAAAUAACGACAAAAAUGCUUUAAAAAAUAUGUUUAUUAGCAAUAAUGGGGCCCCAUAG
Molecule: messenger RNA, 978 nt
Organism: Arctia plantaginis
Lineage: Eukaryota; Metazoa; Arthropoda; Insecta; Lepidoptera; Erebidae
Source: the annotation of a GenBank genome assembly